AAGUUCGAACCCAAAACGUGAAAUGUUGAUUUCAUACAAGAAUGAAGAAUUCAUGGAGGAAACAUCAGUGGAAGACCCACAUUAGCAGGAAAAGAUCUCUGCAUAGACUAUUUAUAUAUAGUACAGAAAAAAAAAAAAAAGAGUGAGUUCUUGACUGAAUAUGCAAAAUCCACAUUUAUUGGGAACUGGGAAGCCUUUUUCUUGUCACCCCCAGUCAAAAGAACCAAUGCAGCAAACAGAUUCUGCGACACAGGAAUUUUCUCUCUCGGCCAAAGAGGUUAAAAAAGAAGAGAAAAGAAAGUAAAAGUUCCCUCAUAUUCACGCCAAACCCAAAUCUAUGCUCCUCUCUCUCUCUCUCUCUCAAACUCUCAAAAAUUCAAACAGAUUCUCUUUAUCUCUCUCUCCACAGUUCUGAUGGACAACUGUAGGAAAAUGGAGAGUAGGCCCUGCAGGCAGCACCUAAAAAGCAAAACUUCUGAUGAAGAGAAGAGUAUCAAGUGCUUGUCUCUCUUGCUCCACUCUUGUCUUCCUAUUAUGGCUCCACCACUUCCAUAUUUUCUUUUGACCAAAACCCUUUCUUUCUUUUUUUGUCUUUUUUCAUUUUAAUCUUCCAAGUUAACUAGUAGAUUCAUUUUCCCCGCUGUUCAUACCUACUCUUAGUGCCAGCUGAUUGGUAAUAAUAACCACCUUUAGCGAAGUAUAAUUAAUCAAAUUAUAAUCAAAGUUCAAAGGCCGGCCUGCAGAGAAUGCGGAUUAAUAAUGAUCUACUUAAUCACAUACAGCAUGUGCAUGGCUCAUGCAAGUAUAUAUAUAUAUAUACAUAUAUCAACCCAAUGAGUGCGUGAACCAAACGCUUAUUGCUUGGUCUUGCAGUCAAAACCACCAUAUGCUUUCACACAAACACACACAACCAUUCUCACAUUUCAUUUCCAGCAAGAAAAACCAAACCAAUCCAAUCCUCUCUUUUUCUUUUUCAUUCUGUGUCCUCUUUUUCCUUUUCUCUCUUUUCCUCAAUACCAAUCCAUCAUAAAUACUCCUCAUAACCAACCCAUCUGCCUCCUCUGCUCCCAAAUUUGGUGUUUUUCUCUCUCUUUUUUCUCUUUGUUUUCCGGUCGAAUAUGUCGAGGAAAGCUAGUAAGAGGGUGAGUUUCAGUCCUGAUGUGAACGAGAAGCCGAUUCUGUAUCUGAAACAGAGCGGUGACAAUGGCACCAGAGUAGGUGGAAGCAGGAACAGGGUCACUGGAAUUUGGGCUUUCAGGCUGCUCAAAGAUACAACAGAACUCCCUGCACCCAUCAAAUUACUACGCACACUCAGGGCUAAGGUGGCCAGAGCUGUGUGUAUUAUAUCUGCAAGAAAGAGGACUUCAAGGAAGGUGUCUUCCUCCAACCACUUGACAAGGUCACGCUCUGUAUCUGAUCCCAUCGAGUCUCAUCGAGCCGAAGCUUUAGAGGACUGCAUCGAGUUCUUGAACUCUGCUGCUUCUUUGCAGAGGAGCAAUUCUGUUACUUCAAAUUCUUGUUAAUUAGAGAUUUGUAGAAUAUAUUACAUUAAUGUUCAUACAAAAGGAAAAAGAAGAAGAAAAAAAGAGAGCUUAGUUUAUGGUUGUUUGCAUGAAAAAUUUAUCUGUAACAUGUAGAAAGAUACAUAAUGAGUGCAAAUCACACCUUCUGGUGUGAAUUUUGUUA
This is a messenger RNA of Prunus persica (peach), 1686 nucleotides long. RefSeq names its product josephin-like protein. The record is from RefSeq and is a predicted model, not a curated record. Bases 1119 to 1523 code for a protein of 134 amino acids. The transcript has a single exon. NCBI's taxonomy places the organism in Eukaryota, Viridiplantae, Streptophyta, Magnoliopsida, Rosales, Rosaceae.